CAAGAAUUGGCUUUUCAGAGUGAGACUGAGGGGACGCAGAGACUCAGAGGUCCAGGUGAAGGGCUGAGAGGAAGGAGACGGAGCGCGUGCCGAGGAGACACCCCUGAUUCAAGGCUGUGGAGCCACCUGAGACGGCUGCACCCAGGGCAGGACAUGCACUAGAAACUUCUCAGGUGGGAAGAGCCAGAAUGGAACAUUUCCACAAGAACCAGAAGUUAUGGCUAAGGACUGAGGUUUCCUCAGAGAACACGCCCAAAGGAGAUGCAUGGAACAAACUUGGCAGGCAGAGGCCACUUGGGAGCCCCGAGUUGACUAUCUGGAGCUACAGCCUCAGGGAAGGAUGUGACUGGUAAAGUCCCUUACACCCCUAACCCACGGGGGCAUCCAGAGAGCUCCCAAGGCCUCCUGGGAGCCAGGCACAAAGAGGCAGGGGAAUGUCAUGAAUGACCCAGCACGUGCCUGGUUGUGCAAGAGCCACCUCUUGCCCCUCCCAGAGCCAAGCCUGGGGCCUAUAAAAGACGUCCUGGCUCCAGUAUCUCAUCCGCUCUGACUCCUCUGUGCUCCUGCCUGUGACCAGGGUUGACUGAACGCCUGCUGAGAUGUCCUGCCAGCAGAACCAGCAGCAGUGCCAGCCUCCUCCCAAGUGCCUCCCAAAGUGCCCCACCCCUAAAUGUUCUCCCAAGUGUCCCCCCAAGUGCCCCCCUCAGUGUCCAGCCCCGUGUCCCCCUCCAGUCUCCUCCUGCUGUGGCCCCAGCUCUGGGGGCUGCUGCAGCUCUGGGGGAGGGGGCUGCUGCCUAAGCCACCACAGGCCCCGUCUCUUCCACCGGCGGCGGCACCAGAGCCCUGACUGCUGUGAGGGUGAGCCCUCGGGGGGCUCCGGCUGCUGCGGCGGCUCUGGGGGCUGCUGCUGACCUGCCCAUGCAGAAGCUAUUGGUGGAAAUGAAUGAUCAAGAAGCCUGAUGCUUCCCUCUGUCCACUUCCUCUUGCCCAAUCCUUGGGUUGACAGGGACCACGAAGACUCAUAGAGAUUCCUGGGAAGAACCAUGUCUUUGAUCAGGCAGCCCAAAUGCUCAGCCUGGAUAUGAGUUUUCUUUCCUCCUUCCUUCAUGUUAUAAUAAAGCUCUCCUUCCUACCC
Molecule: messenger RNA, 1135 nt
Organism: Equus caballus (horse)
Lineage: Eukaryota; Metazoa; Chordata; Mammalia; Perissodactyla; Equidae
Product: late cornified envelope protein 2D
Biological process (GO): epidermis development
Source: RefSeq, a predicted model, not a curated record